GAGAAUAUCUGAAGCUGCAAUCAGGGGAGAAACGAGAAGGAAGGAAGGAAGGGUGUUUGGAUUGUGUGUCUUUGUUGUGUUAAAGGUCAACUUUGGGUACAAACACUCCUUUCUCAAUUUUCAAAUAGAAAUUGGGUGUGCCUUUUGGUGGUUCAUCGAUAUCAUUCUGGGCAUGUGCUCCUUGUCCGACAUUGCUAGUUCGUUAGCUAAGCUAGCCACUUGUAACUAGCCAGUAACUCCUCCAGACAUAGCUAGUUUGUUAGCUAAGCUAGCCACUUGUAGCUAGCCAGUAACUCCUCCAGUAUGUGUUGUGAUUUCACAGGAUUUGUUUUUGGAUGGAAGCUGUAGAGAUCGGUAGAUGUGUGUCCACAGCAGAUGACGGAAGAUGUUGGCUAUGGACCAAGGAGUGGUGGAGGAAUGGCUGUCAGAGUUUAAGACCCUCCCUGACAGUGCAGUGUCCAGCUACGCAGCGUCUCUGAAGGAGAAAGGCUCCCUGGUCCCAGCGCUCUACAAGGUCAUCAGAGAGAACUACAGUGACCUGUUGGAGCCGGUGUGUCACCAGUUGUUUGAGUUCUACCGUAGCGGGGAGCAGCGGCUGCAGCGGUUUGUGCUCCAGUUCCUCCCUGAGCUGCUCUGGUCCCUCCUCCUGGCUCCGUCUGCAGCCAGGGACCCACACACCUCAGGCUGUGUAGAGGCCCUGCUACUGGGGAUUUACAACCUGGAGAUCGUAGAUAAGGAUGGACAGAGUAAAGUCCUCUCCUUCACUGUCCCCUCCCUCUCUAAACCCUCAGUCUACCACGAGCCCUCCACCAUUGGCUCCCUGGCGUUGACGGAAGGGGCUUUAGCCAAUCACGGGCUGAGUAGAGUGGUGUACAGCGGGCCUCACCUACAGAGAGAAACCUUCACUGCUCAGAACAGGUUUGAGGUGCUGACCUUCCUGCUGCUGAGUUACAAUGCAGCUCUCAGCUACAUGGCCUCCUCCUCUCUGCAGUCCCUCUGCCAGCUCAGCUCCAGGGUGUGUAUCUGUGGUUUCCCACGGCAACAGCUGAGGAGGUAUAAAGGCAUCAGCUCUCGUCUGACCGUCACCUCUGAGUUCCUGGUUCAACUCGUCACAGGGAUACACUACGCACUGUGUAAUGGGGAGAUGGACCUGGGUUCCAAGGCGCUGGAUGAUGUUCUGUACCGAGCUCAGUUAGAACUGUUCCCUGAAGCUCUACUGGUGGGUAAUGCCAUCAAGUCGUCCCAACAGUGUGCAGCGCUAAAGUCUGGCGGUGGUAAAGAAGGAGCUUGCAUCAUUCAGGUGGAGGUGACUCCAACUUCCUCUAGGAUCUCACGGAAUGCAGUCACAUCACUCUCUAUCAGAGGACACCGAUGGAAACGACAUGACGCAGUGGAUUUGGGUUCCCCGGACGAGUUGAUGGAGAUCUCGGAAGUGGAUGAAGGGGUGUGGCCUACAAGAGGGGCCAGCCCAGACUUGCUGACUCCGCCCACCAUCACUAUCAGCAACAGUAUCACCCUUGGAGUGGGAGGGACCAAGACAGGAAGCAGGAAGUGGCAUUUAGGCGGACGGUCGCAUAAGGAGAAGGAGGCUUGUCCUCCAGGGGGGCAGGCCCUGGUCGAGAACCUGGAUCUGUCAAUCAAACGUCUGACGCUGACGUCCAGCCAUUCGGUGCCCAAGGGGCCGGGCCAUAGCGCUCUGAGCAGCCUAUCGCGUACAGCCAGCGCCGUGUUCUCCCGCUCCUAUGAAGGAAACAACACUGGAGGUAACCGUAGUAACCCAGAGGCUGCCCGCUAUUCGUGCAGUGGCAGCCUACAGGAGGAGGAGCUAGGCUAUAUAAGCCCCUCCCCCAACCACAUCAAGCGCUCGCCAAGCAUCAGCGUGCACUUUAGGAGUGACCUGUGAACCCUGACAUUUAACCCUUGACUUCUCACCCCCCCAUCUAAACCUUCUAACCUCAUGCCCCUGUACCUUUGACCUGGACUAACAGCCUGCCAGUGGGACUGGAACACAAAGUCAUUAACACAUUCCCCCUCGUCCCCCUCCUCUCUUCACCAUCCCCACUUAUUUCCUCUCCACACCAUUCUUCAUCUCCCCCACCUCUUCUUCUCCAGUAGGACAGCUUCCCACCUCCAAAGGCCGGCUCCUCUCCUCCCACUCCUCUCUCCCCAAAGCGAGAGCCUGGGUCCAGGGAGCCUGGGAGCCUGGGUCCAUCACUCAACCCUGGAGUUACUAAACCACCCCCCCCUGGUGGUAACCAUACAGAACUCGAGACUGGACAGAGUGACUCACUACAACUGUUUUUUGAAAGGGUUUGGAAAUGGAGUAUUUAAAAGACUCCUGUUUGUCCCUCCUGACCACGCCCCCCC
This is a messenger RNA of Coregonus clupeaformis (lake whitefish), 2367 nucleotides long. RefSeq names its product hyccin. Gene Ontology annotation, biological process: protein localization to plasma membrane; phosphatidylinositol phosphate biosynthetic process. Gene Ontology annotation, cellular component: plasma membrane. The transcript is spliced from 12 exons. The coding region runs from base 386 to 1903 and encodes 505 amino acids. The record is from RefSeq and is a predicted model, not a curated record. Lineage: Eukaryota; Metazoa; Chordata; Actinopteri; Salmoniformes; Salmonidae.